AUGUCUGAACAGAUUUUUGAUGAAAAUGUAGAGAGUGUUGAAGUUCAUGAGGAAUUAUUCGAGGGUGACUACGAACCUGCCGAUGGUGAAACUAUACAAGUUGUUGAAGAUGACUCAUGGUCAACCUCUGCUCCAGUUGCCACUGCCACAUCACCACAAUCCAACAACAACAACAACAACCACACAUCAAACUUUAAUAAUGAUAUAAAUAAACCAAAGGUAUCAGAAGUAACUGCUGCAAUGAGAGACUUUAACGAGAAGCAUGAAAAGGAUUUAGCAGAGAAGAAGAGAAUAUCUGAGGAAAAGAAAAAGAAAAAGAUUGAUGAAGCCAAAAAGUCAUUGGAGAACUUCUACACAGAGAGAGACUCAAAGAAAAAGACUGCUUUGAAGAACAACAGAGAUCACAACAAGACUUUGGAGUCAUCGAACCUCGCUGCUUCAUCCGUAAAAGACGACUCAUGGGAAGCCGUUGUACAGAUGAUCGAUAUCUCUAGCAAGCCAGCAUCCGCACACCACUCCACUGCUUCAAGCAGCUCUUCAUCCAACAAAGACGGUGAAAAACAACAACCAGUUACUCCAGCUAAAGAUACCACAAGAAUGAAAGAAGUAUUACUUCGUCUUAAGAAUACUAAAAACUAA
Messenger RNA from Heterostelium album PN500, 639 nucleotides. It is a transcript of the gene clc, whose product is annotated as clathrin light chain. The transcript has 2 exons. Gene Ontology annotation, biological process: intracellular protein transport; clathrin-dependent endocytosis; clathrin coat assembly. Gene Ontology annotation, cellular component: clathrin coat of coated pit; plasma membrane; clathrin coat of trans-Golgi network vesicle. The coding region runs from base 1 to 639 and encodes 212 amino acids. Gene Ontology annotation, molecular function: clathrin heavy chain binding; structural molecule activity. NCBI's taxonomy places the organism in Eukaryota, Evosea, Eumycetozoa, Acytosteliales, Acytosteliaceae. The record is from RefSeq and is a predicted model, not a curated record.